UGCCGUUGUCAUCGCGCCUGUUGCUCGCGGUGCAGUGUUUUCAUCGGCUGCAGCCCGAGCGUUUGCAAGUGCACGAAAGAGACGACGAGUAAGGAGGCGAAAAAAUUGCCAUUGUGCGAUAUCGUGUUCUCGCUGCUUGCGGCGUGCGCGCGCGCCCGUGCCCUGACACGAUGAAAAGUGUCGCAAUUUCCUUGCUAUUUUUGGCAAGCUUCGGCCGGGAGGUUCUCCCUUGCCAAGUGCAGCCGCCCAAGCAAGAUCUCGACUGGUGGAAGACGAGCGUGCUUUAUCAGAUUUAUCCGCGCAGUUUCAAGGACAGUGACGGCAACGGUAUUGGCGAUCUGAAAGGGAUCACGAGCAAGCUCCAGCAUAUCAAGGACAUCGGGGCCGACGCGCUCUGGCUGUCGCCGAUAUUUACAAGCCCUCAAAAAGACAUGGGCUACGACAUCUCCAACUUCACGAACAUCGAUCCGACUUUCGGUACCCUGGCCGAUUUCGACCAACUGAUGGCCACCGCUAAGCGGCUCAAGCUCAAAGUAUUGCUCGAUUUCGUACCGAAUCACAGCUCCGAUGAGCACGAGUGGUUCCAAAAAAGUGUCAAAGGUAUCAAGCCUUACGAUGAUUACUAUAUCUGGAAAAAUGGAAUCAAUGUCAAUGGCGUGAUGCACCCACCGAACAAUUGGCUCUCGGUCUUCGGUGGUUCGGCCUGGACUUGGAACGAGCAACGUCGACAAUAUUAUUAUCACGCUUUUCUCGCGGAACAACCCGACUUGAACUAUCACAAUGCUAAUUUAAAAAAAGAAAUGGAAAAUGUCAUAUCGUUCUGGAUGCAGCGGGGUGUGGACGGAUUCAGGGUUGACGCCGUCAACCACAUGUUCGAGGAUACGCUGCUGCGCGACGAGCCUCCGUCGUCCAACGCAGCUAGUCUGCCCAGCGAUGAUUACGAGUCUUUGAGUCACGUUUACACGCGCGACUUGGAUGGCACGUACGAAGUCGUCGAUUCUUGGCAAAAAUUGAUGGAUAACUACGUGAAAACUCACAGAACCGACGGAAAAUUCAUGAUUCUCGAAGUUUACUCGACGGUCGAAAGGGCCAUGAAGUAUUACACCGUAGGAGCGAAUCCCUUCAACUUCAUGUUCAUUGCUAGCUUGAACAACGGCUCGAAGGCAGUGGACUUCAAAAACACCAUUGACAAUUGGUUGAAAGAAAUACCCACGGGUAAAGUAGCCAACUGGGUCGUUGGAAAUCACGACAAUCAUCGAGCCUCGACCAGAUACGGCGAGUACGGUCGCUCCGACCAGACGACCAUGCUGUGCUCCGUCUUGCCCGGUAUCACGGUCGUCUACAACGGGGACGAGAUCGGCAUGCGCGACAGACCGUUCACUUACCAGGAGACUGUCGAUCCUUCGGGCUGCAACGCAGGUCCGAAUCGAUACCAGGUCAAAUCGAGGGAUCCCGAGAGAACACCCUUCCAGUGGGACGGCACCACAAGUGCCGGUUUUUCCAGUAAUCCCAACACUUGGUUGCCCGUGCACCCCAACUACAAGCAGCUCAAUCUUCAAUUGCAAACGGCACCGCUGCUCGUGUCUCACUACAACGUUUUCAAAAAUCUCACGGCGCUGAAAAAGCAGCCAGUUUUGCAGAAAGGUACGGUGGAGUUGUUGCUGGUGACCGACCAAGUGCUUGCUGUAGUGAGGCGGCUUCAAGGCCAACAGAGCGUAGUUUUGCUAAUCAAUUUCAAUAACGAUCGAGAUUUUAUUUUGGAUCUCACUGAAAGCAUUAAACCUGUUUCUACCGAGCUCAAAGUUUAUACAGCUAGUGUCGAGUCACAAAUCAUACCUGGCACCAUCUUUAAAGCGAACAAUUUACAUAUUCCUAAAGCCGCUUCCCUUAUUUUGCUUUCCAGCAAUUAAUGCCUAUCAUGGCGAACGUAGUUAUAUAAUAAAUUGUAGCUACAAAAAAUGUAGAGGCUAGUUUAUGCUAUGAAAAUUAUUGUGAUUCCAUUUAGUUAGAAUAAUAGCUCAAAUACAAGUAAAUGAUAAACUAAAAUAAAAUAAUUAUAAUUAGCUCAUCGAUUAUGAGAUAAAACUAUUCCUUAGUACUUAAAAAACCAAGAAAAUUGUGAAAAUGUUAUUGGAAUAAAAUAGAUAUCAAUCUUA
Messenger RNA from Trichogramma pretiosum, 2156 nucleotides. RefSeq names its product maltase 1-like. The record is from RefSeq and is a predicted model, not a curated record. Lineage: Eukaryota; Metazoa; Arthropoda; Insecta; Hymenoptera; Trichogrammatidae. The coding region runs from base 171 to 1910 and encodes 579 amino acids. Gene Ontology annotation, biological process: carbohydrate metabolic process. The transcript has a single exon.